UUACCAUUCGUCCGAGUUUCAAUAUGAAUCCACUUCUGACAAUAUAUUUACUGUAGCGAUACUAAAAAUGUGUCAUUUAGAGCUUAGCUAUUUGCUCAACAUGGCUUCUUGUCAAACAGACGCGGUAUCCGCUUUAAGUGACGCACGACAACUGUGGGGGGAGUUGAGCAAACUGUCCGGUGAUCCACUUAAAUCCCAAAGUGUAUAUUUUGAAUAUAUGCAAUCAGUACCGAAACAAUAAACUGGUACUUGUGUGAGUAAUUCACCACAAUCAAUGCGCCACACACAAUUCCUUGUCCAAGAAGCGUAAUGUUAAGUAGAGGUUCAUACAGCUGAAACGAUUAAGUUUGUCCCAUCUCACGACCUGUACUUUAUACCUCGGAAAUGCGGUUGUUUACGGAAUCAAGAGGAAAUGCGACGCUCCACGGAAAACAAUUUGUAUCGUUAUACUUAAGCUAAGGAAUUGAAUUAGUUACUUUUACUAGCAAAAGCAUCUCACACUAAACAUAAACUAUAUCUGUGUUUAAUACGGCAAUUUUAUGUUUGCUAUAAUAGCUUGUGACAUAGUGGUCGGAAUCUGCAACGUUAACUCUGAAUUAAAACUAGUGCUGCAAGCUAGUAAGCUAACGUUGACAUCACAGGCAACCUAUUGUUUGUGUAACAUUAAGUUUGGUGGGAUGGAAGUAACCGAACGGUAAACGUGGACCAACUAACAUACGUCUACGACCUGUUUAGCGUUCUCUACACCGAAAAACGAGUUGAAGAAACUGGCACAUCCAGUUUAAAGAAACCAAGAUUAGCUGUGCCCGACAAAUGCCACUCUACUGCAAGUGCCAGUCGAAAGCUGCCUUCUGUUCGGCUUACUGAAAAUAACAGACUUUACAGAGUUAGCACACAUUUUUGGGAUAAUGGCCGAGGCUAUAGUGACGUUUCAGUCCCAACUUUCUGGUGUCAUGGAAACGGUAUUCAAAGCUGCCAUGUACGAGAUCACCCGGCUGGUGGAGGACAGCUUUUUGGAAGAGGUAACACGGUGCAGGGAGCAGGUGGAGUCCCUAAAGAGGCGGCUGAAGUGGUCAGAGAGUCGACGUAAAGAAAGAGAAGGAGAUAGGAGGGGGAGAUGUAUUGACUGCGGAAAACUUGGAGUCUCCAGUGAGGAAGAACCCAGACCGACAGAGAAAAGUCUUAAACAGGAGAGUGUGCUGCAAGAAGAGAUUAAUAGCUCCCAGGAUACUGAUGGAGAGACACUUUGUCAUGAAGCGGAAGAUGCCCACAGUGCCAUGAAGGCACCACAGUCUUCAGGUGUACAGAGUGAAAAGCUGGAUGGACUGCUCAAGGAGGAAGCUCUUCGGAUCACUCCAGAAACUAAUGAGUCCCAAGAGAGAUGGGGAGUCAGCUUGGAGGAAACAGAGGCAGGUCUACCGGGGCCCAGUAAACGUUACAGUGACCAGAAGAUCCCAAAGUGCCACGUGAACUGGGAAGUUGGCUUUGACCAGACGCCAGAAUCAGGCCAAGACGGACACUCAGGUGACCCAUCUGCACCACUUUUUCAGAGCAGGUAUGGUAUGGAAGACUUGGGUGGCUUUGACAAGACUGGCUACGGAGACGGCAAUAUGAUGGACAUGGGUAACUUGGAUGGGUUACAAGGAUCCCCAUCGCAGCUGGGUGAGGAUCUGAGUUACAUGGGGCACUAUGAGGGGGAUGUGGAAGCACCAGAAGGAGCUGAGCAUCAAGCUUACCAAGCAGGUGCUCCACGAACUAGAAGGGGUGGGGCCAGUUCACCUGCAGGCUCACCCUCAAAGACUAACAUUGAUGUAAGUGGAGAGUUCAGCUGUUUAUUGAUCAAUGAAGAAGGAUAUCUACAGGACCCGGGUAUGUUGUACCCUGAACAUGUGUCCAGUGAAUCAGGCGGCAGGUUGAGCCUCCGGGGCCCAGGCAUUCGCAUUGACCCGUCUUUAGACAGCACAGCAGAUAUGUAUGGGCCAUCCGAUACAUACAGUGAUAACUUAAACGUGGGGGAGAGGUUGCAACAACAGGCGGGAGGGAGAGGAGGGAGGAGACAUGCCUGUAACCUGUGCUCCAUGUCCUUCUCUGAUUCAGCCUCACUGAAGGCCCAUAAGCAGACCCACAAAGGUACCGGACAGGUGCCACCAUACUCCUGCACCCAGUGCGGAAAGACCUUUGCUCAAGCCUGUAACCUCAAAGUCCACCAGAGGAUUCACUCGGGGCAGGGGCUCCACCUCUGCAGCCAUUGCGGUAAAGGUUUCCCUUCUUUCUCCGACCUAAAGGCACACAAGUGCGGUCAAACAGGUGACAAACCUUACUGCUGCACUGUAUGCGGGAACAAGUUCAGCCGUCUCUGGAAUCUGAAGUUACACCGGAGGAUUCACACACAGGAAAAACCUCACCAGUGCACCAUGUGUGAUAAGAGCUUCACACGGGCGGACAUAUUGAAGGUUCACCAGCGUACCCACACAGGGGAACGACCAUACUGCUGCACUGUCUGUGGCCUCAGUUUCAAACGUCUGGAUCAUCUGAAAUCACAUCAACGCAAACACAUGACACGCAUCAUGUCGGACCUGGACACCCUCAUUGUCACUUUCCAGACCCAGCUCUCGGAUGUGAUGGAGACUGUGGUGAAGACAGCCAUGUACGAGGUCACCAGGCUGGUGGAGGACGGCUUCUUGGAGGAGGUGAAGCGCAGGAACCGGGAGGUGGAGUCCCUGAGGAUGCAGCUGCAAUGGGCCGAGAGGAAAUUGAGCGACCAAGAGGGGAAAGAAGGAGGGAAAACUGGGAGGUGUGUUGACUGUGCCAAGGAUGAUGUGGAGAUAUCCAGUGACACCGCAGAACAAAGGACCAAAGAACAACAAGAUGGUAAGAUCAAGCAGAUGCAGUAUUUAUUUAGGUAUAAAAUGCUGUAUUCUCUUAUACUACUCCAAUACUGUUUUUUUCCAGACAUCUUGAGGGACUGUGGUGUGAAGAAAGAGGGCGACUCUGUGGAAAGGUGGACAAGAAUCCGACAGGAAGUCAUAUCAGAGGCAGCACAGGCAUCAGAUAAUCCUGCAGUCGCUCCCAGCCCUGAACCACUGGCGACAGAAGAAGAAGAUGUGCUGACAGCGGUGGACGUAAAGGAAGAAGAAGCGAAUAAGCUGUCUUGUUCUGUGCACUUGGGAGGAUGGAGUGGUACCCUGGAUGGUGAAGCAGGAUCUGAAUCCCACAGCACUACUGAAACGACUGAGGCACAACCAAAACAGACUCAAGACAACAGUGAGGACUUAUUGAGGAAUGUCAUUAAGCAAGACCCUCAGAUCUCUACUGGAUAUGUCUUUCAUGAAGAGCAGGAGGAAACACACAUGGCUUCAGAUCCAUCUCUGGAGGUGGGCAGUGGUUGGGCGGGCCUGACUGUCACAACAGCUGGAUUGCUUCAGAAUCACAGACUCGCAGCAGAAAAGGAUUGUGAUCCAGCUAAAACUCAAGGUUCUUUACAGCAAACGGAACACGAGCUGGCCGGCUCAGUCGCAGCAGAGGUUAAUGUUCUGGCUCCAGGUAGAGAUCAGAUGUCAUCCUCAGCUUCGCCUCCGGCAAGACUGCAAGACUGUGGUGCGCUGGGUGUGACCAUCAAGCAGGAGGUCAUUGUCGAUUCUGAUGGGUGUGCGGAAAGCAAGCAUAAGGAAAAGAGACUAUCAAAGUCUGGGGUGGCGUCUCUCUCGUGUUCAGCAAAACAGCACAGAGCUGGAUCAGAACCACUCAAGCAGAACCACAUUUCCCAUAAAUCCACUGUGCAGGAGGUUAUGAAGCUGCAUUCCAAAGUGGGUACAGGUCUCAGGCUGCAAGCUGCUAUACAGCACCUCCACCGGCCGAUGAGAAAGCCCCCCCACGUACUCUCGAACUGCACCAGCGCAGCUCUGUCCAUAGCUCACUCUCAGGUUGUGAACUUAAACUCCCUCAACAGAAUUCCCUCCACAUCUAAAGCCGCUCCUCCUCCACUCUCAGUCCAGCGACUUCACCUGGGCGACAAACAGGCCGCAGCACACAGCCGAACCGGUGGCCCGUGGGUCAGCAUCAAAACCCAACUUCAGUCUGCAAACUCCCAUCACACCAACCCCUUACCCCACCCAGACUCUCACCUCCACGCCGGCCCCAGGCACCUCCUGCGCUGUGGCCAGUGUGGGAAGUGCUUUCCCCACCCCAGCAACCUGAAGGCCCACCUGCAGACUCACACGGGUGAGCGGCCUUUCUGCUGCUCCCUCUGUGGUCGCAGCUUCACCAAGCUGAGCAACCUGAAGGCCCACAGACGGGUCCACACCGGAGAGAGGCCGUACUGCUGCUUGGCUUGUGGCAAACGCUUCACCCAGAAAUGUAACCUGAAACGCCACCAGAGGAUUCAUCUGGACGUAUGCUGAUGGACAGCCAGUGAGGAAAGAGACACGUUUGGUGUGUUUGUUUCUUUUAGAUGAAGAUGCUACAGUGUUUCCUCCGCAGUGUAGUACAGUUGCUGUGAUGCAUUGCAAAAAUGCUUCUUGUUUAGGCGUCUCUUGAAGUGAUUGUUCUGUGCAUUUGAGAAAGGUUAAUCUAGCAAUUUUAAAAGGUGUUGUAGUGCUAUUUAAGGACAGAAACCAGUGUGUUGUGAAAUGUAGCAUGCACAGAGAAAGGUCAGUUGUCACUUUUGCUCAAUAAAUAACUAUUUAUUCUGUGAAUACUCUCAUUCUUCCAUUAUGUGAAUUGCACCAUGAGCACAAAAGCACUUACUAUCUAUUUGACCAUGGAUCAGGGCAGGUAUUUGUCAGCCUGCCGAAAGUGGAAUUUUGGACAUGCAUGAAAUGUAAAAGUGAUUCACGCUUAAGUCUUGGACCUUGACUGAAUUACUUAUGGCUCUACUUUAAUUACAUUGAAGAGCACUUCAGAGGUCUGUUAAGUUGUUUAAGAGGAUGUCUUCGAUGGCUGCAGAACAGGAGCAGGUGAGCACACAGCUUCUAAUGCAUGUUCAUCAUUGGUCAGGAUGACUUCCACUUGAAAUUAUAUUCAGGAUGGUGCAGCCAUAGCCUAUUAUUUACAUUUACUUUUACAUUUCAUAGGGCACCACUUUUUUAUUUCUGUAAUGUUGGC
Chelmon rostratus (copperband butterflyfish) is the source of this 5103-nucleotide messenger RNA. RefSeq lists its product as uncharacterized. Gene Ontology annotation, biological process: regulation of transcription by RNA polymerase II. The coding region runs from base 909 to 4400 and encodes 1163 amino acids. The transcript has 7 exons. Lineage: Eukaryota; Metazoa; Chordata; Actinopteri; Chaetodontiformes; Chaetodontidae. The record is from RefSeq and is a predicted model, not a curated record. Gene Ontology annotation, molecular function: RNA polymerase II cis-regulatory region sequence-specific DNA binding; DNA-binding transcription factor activity.